AUGUCUGAUAUAACCACAAACCUGACAGAGCUGGUAUACACUACAUCAACAUCAUUAGAUAUUGAACUCACUUCAAAUAUUCAAUCAGAUAUCGGAUGGUUCUCUCUCUCCUUCACCUUCAUGAUAACUUAUGUUUCUUUUGCUGCAUCAAGUAAUAAUAUGGUAGCUAAUCGAGGUCAUUUAGCUCGUGCUGGUGUUAUUGGUGUUCUCCUAGCUAUCCUUGCUGCUUUUGGAACUUGUGCUGUUGGUAUAGACUUUGUAAAUAUUGUUGGUGUGAUGCCUUUUCUUGUAUUGGGUGUUGGAGUAGACACAAUGUUUGUAGUGAUGUCAGAAUGGGCAGAACAUUAUGAUGAAACUUCUGUAGAAGAUCAAAUGGGUGCAACAUUGGAGAAAUGUGGUGGAUCUAUUAGUAUAGCAUCUUUAACUGAUAUCAUAGCUUUUCUUAUUGGUGUUACUUCACAAUUUAUAAGUAUUAGAAACUUCUGCGCUUAUACAGCGGUUGCUUUGUUCUUCAGUUUUCUGUGGGAUUUGACAUUUUUCAUGGGAUGCUUGGCUGUACAUGGCCAAAGAGUACGGGCCCGUCGUUGCUGCAUGACUUGCUUAGUGGUACCAGACAGAUUUAGAAAAUGGAAAUCACCCGAGAGACGUGAAGAAGAUGAAAGUUUGUGUGAAAAAGUCCCUCAAUUGCUUUUGAAGAUAUCGAUGUCGGAUGCUGCUGUUUUGACUGUUAAGAUUGUUAUUAUUUUGUUGUUUACGGGAUAUGUGGGUGCUUCUGUUUGGGGUAUUUAUAACUUACAACAGGGUCUGGUACUGAACAAUUUGGUGAAUGAUCAAUCUUAUUUUAGGCUGUUUGAAGACUGGAAUCGAGAAUAUUAUAAAACUGUUUUACCCAUCUCGCUGGUAUUUCAAGAUUUAGAUUUUUCAAAGGACAGAGAUGUUAAUGCUAUGUAUGAAGUAUUUGAUACUUUCCAAACAGAUUCCCAUAUAACCAACAAUUCUCUGAUUUGUUGGUACGAGGAGUUCAAGAAGAGCAUGCUAUUCAACGACACCACUCAUGAAGUAUUUGUCACAAACUUAAAAGAUUUUAUGUUUUAUGCGCCUUCCUUGUCAAAUGAUGUUACUUUCACCUCUGAUGGUUCUGAUAUUCUUGCAUCAAGAUGUCAUUUUAUAACUGGGGACAUCCCUGAUUCCACAGACCAGGGCAAUCUUAUGUUACACGUUCGAGAACUGGCAGCAGAAUCAGACUUAAAUGUAUUCCCGUACAGUGCUCCGUUUAUAUAUUUUGAACAAUAUGUAAUGGUGUUACCAAGUACCCUACAGACAAUGGGUAUUGCAGUAGCUUGUAUGUUUGUUAUUACUAUUUUGUUUAUGCCCCACCCUAUCAUGGUAACACUGGUCACUCUUAAUAUGUUCAGUAUCUUGGCAGGAAUUUUAGGUUUCCUUUACUACUGGGAUUUAUCAUUAAGUUCUAUCACUAUGAUACAUUUAAUCAUGAGUGUGGGAUUUUCUGUAGAUUUCAGUGUGCAUGUUUGUCAUGGUUUCAUUUCCUCGGAAUCAGAAACCAGAAAUCAGAAAGCUCGUGACGCCAUAAGGGUUGCAGCAGCUCCUAUUUUAAACGGUGGCAUCACAUCCUUGUUGGGUAUAUGUAUGUUAGUUGGUUCCGAAUCUUACAUCUUCAGGUCCUUUUUCAAAAUUAUGGUUUUGGUAAUCAUUUUCGGAUUAGCCCAUUCUAUGUUGCUUUUACCAGUGAUUUUAUCACUUGUUGGUCCCAAGCUAGGACAGGCAGACGAAAAAACUACUGAUUUCAUUAAAUCUGUUCCACCAACUAUUCAAAACGGUCACUCAAAAAUGCCAUCUGAAGAUAAAAAUACGUAUUACCUUAACCAUGCUUAUGAUAAUUAA
This is a messenger RNA of Lottia gigantea (owl limpet), 1902 nucleotides long. RefSeq lists its product as hypothetical. Bases 1 to 1902 code for a protein of 633 amino acids. Lineage: Eukaryota; Metazoa; Mollusca; Gastropoda; Lottiidae. Gene Ontology annotation, cellular component: membrane. The transcript has 3 exons. The record is from RefSeq and is a predicted model, not a curated record.